Messenger RNA from Pogona vitticeps (central bearded dragon), 10560 nucleotides. Lineage: Eukaryota; Metazoa; Chordata; Lepidosauria; Squamata; Agamidae. The record is from RefSeq and is a predicted model, not a curated record.
UUAGAAUCUACUUCGUCUCUAGUUGCAAAAGAGCUUCUCCAAAAGACACCAGAGUUAAUCACUCCACAACUGGCUCAUCUCCUCAGAGCGAGCAUCCUUUCUAAAGUGAUGGCCAAAGAUUCUGUAAGAAUUACUGAAGAACAGGAAGAAGUGCUGCUAAUGUUGGAAGAGAAAUUCCCAGAGCUGCUGCCACGAGAGGAUGUUAUUACUGUCCUUCAGGAAGCUCAUCGUCAUGCAAACGGGUUAAGUCUUGAGGAGGCCAUGCUAAAGGAUCUUAAAGAAGUAUCAGAUGGAGAAAUAAAAGUAGCAGUUAGUACUAUUUAUAUGAAUCUAGAGGACUACCUAUUUUGCAAAAACAUGACUGGAGACUUAAAAGCAUUUGUGCACAAAUAUGGUUUUGAUGUCCUUGUCAUUUUGGCCAGCUACUUAUCAGAAGAGGAAGGGAAAAAAAGGCAAAUAGCAAUUUAUUCAGAAAACAUGGAACUUGGAAAUCAGAUCUGUUGUGAAUUAGAAGAGUGUCAGAAUCCUUGCCUGGAACUUGAUCCUCUAGAGUAUGGAUGUGAUCAACUCCUCAUAUAUCAGCAAGAAAAUUCUACAACAAAUUGUGAUGACAUUUUUCUGCUGAUGAAGGAUUUUAUCACAAGGAGACACCCAGAAAUGGCACCAAACAGUAGAACAUCUUCCACUGAAGCUGUUGCUGGAAGCGCUCCACUUUCCCAAGGAUCUUCUGGUAUCAUGGAGCUGUACGGUUCAGACAUUGAACCACAGGCAAAUGUUAACUUUAUAGAGAAUCCUCAAGAUCAUAAUGGAUCUGCUCAAGUCAAUGCUGAUGUAAAUAUAGAUCUCGUGAGUCCAGAUAGUGGACUUGCUACUAUAAGAAGCAGCAGAUCCUCCAAGGAAAGUUCUGUUUUUCUUAGCGAUGAUAGUCCAGUAGCGGAAGGAGCUGCAUCUCAUCACAGUUUCUUUUCUGGCUUUGAUUCAUACAGCCCCAUUCCUGAAGGAGUCAUACCUGAAGAAAAGCCACAGACUAGAAAUAGCAGUGACAAUUUUGAUCUUUUCAACUUUGAUUUGGCAUCAAUAGCUACAGUUCAGACAGAAUCUUCUCAUUCUGUGGACUUUUCCCCAGCUGAUGACUUCUCCCAUGGCAGUGGCUCAUCAGAAGGUCAGCAACCAGCUGACUCAAAAGUAGCUAAUGAGACAACUCAAUCAGAAUGUGACAUUGCAGGCUAUUCAACUGAUUUACCAAUUACAAGAAAUGAAGGGGAUGGAAAAGUAACAUUUGAUAAAUGUAACCUCUUGCAAGAAAAUCCUACAAAUUUUGAGGAAACAGAAUCAUGUUUUAUUGCUUUGAAAGACAGUUCCCCUUCUUGUCCUGAAGUGCUGAAAAGUAUUGACAAAAGAACUCCACCAACACCUGUGAAUAGUCUUGUGGAAACAUCUCCUUUAGACCAUGGACCACCUUCACUCUAUCCACAAGAUAUAAUUACGAAAAUUAAUGAAAUUGAUCAUGUGAACCAUUCUUGUUCUCGCAUUAGAUAUGGGAGCUGGUGGAAUGGUUUUGAUUUAGAUUCCAAAAAUGGUGAUAUAUCAAGUCCAGCUGACCCAGAAUAUGUAUUUCAGAGUCCUGAGUCACUGAAAGACUAUAAAGAAAAUGUACUGUUGAGGCAGCAAACUGAAAGAAGAGCUUCAGAUUCAGUAUGUGUACAAAAACAGCAAAAGCAUACCAAAAAUUUGAGAACAGGUAUUUGGGAAAACCAAUUUAAUACUGCCCAUAAUGAACAUGCUGUGGGAAACCAACAAAAAGAUGGUGAACAAGUGGAAAACUUUACUGACAUGUGGGCCUUGAGUCAACCAGUGCCUGCAAUAUCUGGUCCAUGGGAUAAUACUGACAAUGCACAGAGCAAGACAAAUUCACAAAAUACCUGGUCAGUAUUUGAUCAUGAUGGCUCUGGGCAUCCAGAGGGCACAUGGAAUGUUCCCCACAUGGAUUUUGAUGAAAUUUCACAGACAGAUGUUAACACAUGGGCUAUGUCUCAAUGCCUGCCUGAAGUCUCUAAAGUUAAUGAAUGUGAAAAUCUAAACAAUCAAGUAGUGUCUGGAAACAAUGCCCAAUGUAGUUCAGUAGAAAACCACAAAUCAUUUAAAAAUGGACAAACGGAUAUAGGUAGUAUACAGCAGAACGUUAAACUGGCUUUGGAACAUCAAAACAACAUUGUAUUUAAAUCCAGAGAGUUUGACAAUACAAAUGAAUGGGAUGUAUAUGACUCAACCAUCAGAAAAGAAGUGCUUGGAAACCUUGUCUCUUGGGAAGAUCCCUUCUUGUCAUACAGAGAUCCAGACUUUAUCACAUCAAAUGCAUGUGACGAUUUAGUAGUUUCUCCACCAGAUACAAAUUACUCAACUUCUGAUUCAUAUAUAUCACCAUCAGGGAUUGGAGAUGAAAGAGAAAGUGAAAGCAGUCCUAACAAAGAACCUGUUUUGGACCAAAUGGUAAAUUCAUGCUCACCUGAUGCUGAAACAUAUGAUUUAGCAGAUGAGAAACCAUUACCGCAAUCAUCUCCUGUAUGUUCACCAGAUUCCAGUUACGAAAACACAUCCCCUAAAAAUGAGAACCAAAUGGAAGCUACAGGCUCUGAAGUGAAUAAUUUAACAAACACUGUUUUACUUGACUCAUCGGGAAAAAAUGGCACAUAUUUUUCAGAGGACUACUGUGUUGAUGGAAGUAGUCAUUCAAGUUCUGAAGACUUUGGAUUAACUCCUGUUUCUGCUCAGAGAAUUAGUCACUCAUCUCCAAAUAGUGUCAUACAUACAGAAGACGGAAAUGCUGAAAUGAAUAAUGGUGUUAUUCUUGAGGUCCAGAAGUUUCCCCAUUUGGAUGCCAGUGACGUGAAGAGCACUGUUUCAGUUAAUGAACAAGUCAGUGGAAAUGAACAGACAGUGCAGGGCACUGAACUUCUAGAGAAACAAUGGAAUAGGCAGCUUCAGCAUAAUCCACAAACUGUACUGAAGCACAGUGACAUAUUUUCUGCUUCAAUGCAAAGUACUGAUGAGAAAAAUGGGCAGGUCACCCUUAACAAUGUUAAGAAUGAGGCUGUGCAAAAUGACAACAUACCUUUGCUUCCUUUCUCAUAUGUUAGUAAUUCUGAGAAAAACAAGAUAAUUUCUGAUUAUCCCAUUUUGUUAGAAGGAGUAAGAACAAAUGGAAGCUUAAAAGAAAUAGGAGUAGAACCAUCAGAAAUAAACACACUCUUUUACAAUGGGACUCAUCCUAUCACUGAAGACAAGAAAAAAGGAUAUCUAGAUAGUGCAGAAGAUAAGAAACUUUUGGUACACUUUGAUCCAGCUGAUCUUCCAAAGUACAGUUUAAAUGAAGCAUCUGAAUCCGUUUCAAAAUACUUUGAUACGGACCAGUCAAUGCAAAAGACCUCUGAAGUGGAAAGUCCUUCUUCAAGUUCUUCCGGAGGAGACAACAAUCAAGAAAAGUGUUCUCCAGUACUGGCUAAAAAUGAAGGUGUAUGGAAUAAAUUGGAGCCAUUAGAUGCUUUGCUGCAUAAUGAAGUACCAGCACCGCUACCAACUCAAGUGCCAGCAGAACAGCAGGAGCAUUUAUCUAAAGAGAUUACAUCUAACUUAAACACAUGUAAAAUCGAACUAGAAAAUCCUGAAAGCAUAUCAGAAAUAUUUGGCAGUCGUGAAAUGUCUUUGGAAGGUACAGAUCAACAAAAAUUAGUUACAAAUCCCCAUAAUCCAUAUGUAGAAUUUACUGAAUUUCUGGGUGCAACAGAAAUGCGUACAACAAACAAUUCAGAGGCAUUUGAAAUGGAUUCAUCUGAGAAAAAUGGAAGUUCAGAAUCUGAGAAUAAACUUUCAAAUGAAAAAUGUAUUGAUAUUGUACCUCAUCAUGAAUUGUCUCAAAUUCUAGAUGGUUGGAAUGUGUCACUGAAUGAACGUGCACAGUUUCUUGGAAGAAGUACUAAAAUAAAUGAAAUGCUUGAAGCAUCAGAUGCGGUAUACAGCUUCCUAGCAGAUAAUCCAGUCAGAAACAUCUCUAAAGAAGACAACACCUAUAGUGAUUCCAUUCAUGAUUACACAAACUCAAGUGCAACAAGUCCUGAUAUAAGUUAUUCUACAAGUAUGCAUACAUGGGAUAACUUGCAAAUUGCUAAUAGUCAAAAAGAAAAUGUAGAUGCUUGGAACACCACAAAUGAUGGACAAGUAGAAGAUUUUAAGAAUGAAUUACUUGAGAAUAAAAUCCAAGACGAUUCUGAAACAAGUACUGAACACAAAGUCCCCAAAAAUUUAGAUCUUUGGAAUGCUCCUGUGGAUGAUGAUACUGUAUCUUCUUUAUCAAGUUCUGGAAUAGAUGAAGACUCAGAAUACUCAAAUGUACCUCAGGCAGAAACAGCGUUAGAUUCAUGCCCUGAAAAAUGGGAGGAUGUAAGAAAGCUAAAAUCUUUGCAGAUCCAUGAAACAAAUGUCACAAAUGAUGAACACAAUUUGAAGAAAAAUGUCCAUGUAGUUUCGUUAAAGGAAUGUUCUGAAGAUGCUAAUGGUACUAAUAUUUCAGGGGAGCGUUAUAGCCAUGAAACUUCUGAAUAUUUAGUGCACUGGGGAACAAUUCAAGAUGAAGUACAUGGUCAUACUGCCCAUAUUUCCACAAUAAAUAAUUCAGAUGCAUGGGAUGCAGUACUGCAAAGUAAUUCUGAAAGUACAUUUGAUAAACAUGAAAAGUCCACAGUGGAAGAUCUUGGAUUCCCAGAUGAUUCUUCAGAAUGGUGGAAUUUACAAAAAAAUGGUGAUAGAUCAGUGGAAGCUCAACACUUUUAUCUGAGUAAUGAUUUAAAAAUUAACGAUAUAGCAAUCCAAGAUCAUGAUGCAUGUGAAGCACACAAUGAAAGAAGUGAAAAUUUUGAAGAUUCAAAUCUCACUGAGGCUCAUGGACAUGAAAAUGAGUUUACUCAAUAUGAUAGUGAAGGUGAAGGUGAAAAAGAAGAUCACUCAUUGGCUGAACCAAAAAAAGGUUUAGUUCAAGGUGUCAUAAACUGUGAAGAGUGUGAUCCACUGUCACCACCAUGUAAGAAUGAAAGGGACAUAAACCAAGAAGCUUUAGUUGCUGCUGUUAGAGAUCAGAACACUCUUAUGCAGUUGGUUCCAGAAGAGUGGCAAUCAAGCCUUUUGAAUGCACUUACCCAGGCAGAUUCAAAGCUUGGUUUCUUAAGAGAUGAUACAGAAAAUACAAAUGAUACAACUCCCAGCAGCCCAAAUGAGAUAAACAUAGUUAAUCCACUUGAUCAUAAAGAAUUAGAUACUAGUGAAAGAUCUCCAUCUGAUAGUCUUCUUCCUUUGAAAGCAGGAAGGAUAUCCAAUUCAAUAUGUGAUGAAAACAGAGUUGCACAAGAAAACUCAUUUGUUCCAGAUAUAUUACAAAAUAACAACAUUGGAUACUAUCAGGGAUUUACUGUUGAUCCAGAUUUGUGGACUGAUGUUGAAGAGCCUUUAAAUUUCAGAACAAACAUAGAAAAUCCUGAUAUAUUAAGUCACUGUGAUCAAGACAGCAGUUCAGAGGCCUCAAGCAGUCCGGACGUUUGCCAUGAAUAUGAAAGCAAGCAAACAUGUGCACAGUCUUCUGUUCUAGUGCAGCCUGAAGAAGUUACUCAGAUGUCUCCCAAGCUGUCAGAUACAUACAAAGACAGAGAUUUUGAUUUUAAUCAGCAGCUGCCAAUUGACAGAAAUGAGAUAUAUCCUGAAAGACAUUGUCUCCAUCUUCCAUGGAAGUAUGAGACAAACACUGAGGAGCCCAACCAACUAAUACCUCCUAAAAUUGAAGUACAAGUUGAAAUUAGAGAAAAUAUUUUGCAGGAAUCUGAUGUAGCAAAUGAAACAGUCAAUAAACAAGAUGAUUUGUCAAAUACCUGUACUAGAGGCUUGGACGUCGUACCCCUAAAUCUGGAAAAUAACACAUUUGAAAAAGAAAGCUUUGAAGACCAAGAAGACUUAGCAUCUUUAGGUGAGUCUGUGGAUCCUCCAAAUGCUUCCAUUUUGCUCAUAGAUGGUUCUGAGCACAGCAAGUUUGCUGACAGUGAUCACCUUCCAGUUGGUCACCAUGUAACAGACUAUGCUGAUGAAUUGGAAGCAAGAAGUAUACCUAUUAAUGGUGAAACUGAAAUACAGGACAGCAUCAUCAAGAUAAAAGUUGCUAAUAACCCAACUUCCAUAGUGAAUGAAAUUAAUCCUCUGACAAUGUUAGUCAAUAAAUCAGAGGAAGAAAUAGACAUGUGUACAAUACUCAUAAAGAAACACUCAUUACAGACCUCCCUGGAAGAACAGGAUGAUAAUUUACUGUCCAAUACAUUAAGUAAGUAUGGUACUGAUAUUAUACAAGACCAUGAACAUCUUCAGAAGACUCAUAGCUCAUGGUUAACAGCAUCACCCAACAUACAGUUGCCACUUGCAUGUAUCUCUUCAUCUGAUAUAUCAGUUGGUACAGAAGACUCUUCUCAGAAAGAUGACACGAAUAUUUUAGGAUCUAACACUGUUGAUAUAAAAGGUGAAGCUGAAGAACAUUCUGAAGUAGAUCAAGGAUGGGGAACCCUGUUAAUAGAAUCUGAUGGGACUCCUGGAUCUUCAUGUACUUUGAAAAGAUUUGAGUAUGAUACAGAAUCAAGUAUUAAUGACUCACCGACUCAAGAUAGUGGAAUUAAUAUUUUAGAGUCUAAAGCUGUUGACAUCAAAGGUAAGGAUACAAGAUGCAUGCAAGAAGAUCAAGGCUGGGGAUCACUUUUGUUAGAAUCUCAUGUGACAUCUGAAUCUUCAUAUGUUUUGGAAGGAUCUGAGCAUGUAACAGGUUCAAGUCACAUUUAUUCUACUACUUGUGAACAAAAUAUUUCUGAAGACAAACCUAGUGAUGCCUGUGGCAAGUCUGCAGAAUGUUCUCAAGAAGACCAAGACUGGGGAUCUUUAUUAUUAGAAUCUGAUGUGACUCCUAAGUCAACUGACUCUUCAAAAAAACUCGAGUAUGAAGCAGAGUCAAUUCAUAUUGAUUCACCAGCAGGUGGAGUCAUAAGCAUGGGCGAUGAAGCUGCCUCUGAAACACUUAAUAAUGAUAGCAAAGGGUACAAAUCUGCAAAUUGGACAAGUAUAACACAAGGAAAGAACAAGGAAUAUGGCACAUUAAAGGGAGAUGAAGAUCACUCUUUUCUAGAGAUGGAUUAUGUCCUCAUUGCUGGUGAAGCAAAUGGAUCUUUGAGGAAGGAUACCUUGGUAAUACAAGAAGGCAAUUUCACUGCACAGGAAGCUUUCACAGUGGCAGAACAAACGGAUUCUCUUGAAAUCUUUUCAGCAGACUCUUCGGAUACAUUUCAGUCAAUCUCCAUAAUAAAUGAAAAUGAGGGGCAGUCAACUGAAUGGGAUUCUUUUUAUUUAGCAGAUAAAAGUUCUGUUGUAGCUCAAAAACUAAGAGAUGAAAAGAAAUCACUCAGAAGCCCUCUACAAGAUCAGGAAUGGACUAUGGUAGGACAAAAUGGAGUGGAUGAUAUAUCACCUGAAGAAAAAUGUAGGAGAAUAGACACAAUAGAAUCAUUGUCUAGAAAUCCUGUUAAAAAAUUAGAGGACAUUUUAAACCAGGAACUGAUCUCUGGGACCCAAACUGAAACUCUAGUAGAGAGAAGUCCUCAUAAAGCAUUGGAAGAGGAGGACAAGAUUUCACACAAUAAUGAGCCAGAUGCUCUUUUAUUUCAAGUUGCUGAUGGUAAUGGUGAGUUAAAUGUCCAUUCACAACAGCAUCCUAGCGAUGGUAUGACAAUGGAACAAGAAGUGGAAGAGGAGGUUCAGUUUGUUGGCGGUAACAGAGAACACAGUCUUAUAACAGGAUUGACACCAGAGGAUGUGGGAAUGGAUGACACUAUGCUAAACUCCAGUUCUGCAGAGAUGAGACCUGAACCUCCCAAUUCUCUAGAUCUUGAUGCUUCCCAUCCCAGGAGGAUAAAACUCACUGCUCCAAAUAUCAAUCUGUCUUUGGAUCAGAGUGAAGGAUCUGUGCUUUCUGAUGAUAACCUGGAGAGUCCAGAUGACAUUGAUAUCAACGUAGAUGAACUUGACACACCAGAUGAAGCAGAUUCUUUUGAAUAUGCUGGACAUGAAGAGCAGCCAGUCUUUACGGAACUUCCUCAAGAGGUGUCUGAAUCAAUCCCAGAAUAUACUGCUGAAGAAGAACGAGAGGAUAAUAGAUUAUGGAGAACAGUUGUCAUUGGAGAUCAGGAACAGAGGAUUGAUAUGAAAGUUAUUGAACCUUAUAAAAAGGUUAUUUCUCAUGGAGGAUACUAUGGUGAUGGUCUAAACGCCAUCAUUGUGUUUGCAGCAUGUUUUCUACCAGACAGCAGCCGAACCGAUUACAACUAUGUCAUGGAAAACCUUUUCUUGUAUGUAAUAAGUACUUUGGAACUCAUGGUUGCUGAAGACUAUAUGAUUGUUUACUUGAAUGGAGCAACACCAAGGAGAAGGAUGCCCGGUUUGGGAUGGAUGAAAAGAUGUUACCAGAUGAUUGACAGGCGGUUAAGAAAGAAUUUGAAAUCCUUCAUCAUUGUCCAUCCCUCUUGGUUUAUAAGGACAAUUCUAGCAGUGAUACGGCCUUUUAUAAGCUCAAAAUUCAGCAGUAAAAUACACUAUGUCAACAGUUUGGCAGAGCUCAGUGAACUAAUUCCAAUGGAAUAUGUAAAUAUCCCAGAAAGUAUUGUCAAGUAUGAUGAAAACAGGUCCUUUCAGAGAAGAGUAAGAGCGAGCUGUCUUUCAAAUGAGCCAGAAACAACUUCAGUCCAGCAGGACAUUGACAUGAAGCUGAAAGGAGAUUCCUAAUUCUCUUGGCAAACUGAAGGAGAGAAGUUUUGUCUGUCUGAUGUGCCUGGGCCUUGAGGAUGGAGACAAUUUUGGAUUCCCGGCUGGACACUCCCACAGGAUCUUCUUGUGCACAGCUCUCAUUCAUUUCCACAAGGACUGUUUGUCCAAGAAAUAUUCCUGUUACAUUGCGAUCUUCGUCCUCUGAUCACUCAGUACAAUUCAGAGCUUUCUGAAGUGAAAAGGGAGUGGCACCCACAGUGGCCAUAUAAACUACAACAUGGGAGAUCUUUCUUUGUAUAUUCUUAGCUUCAGGACUAUUAUCUGCAAUAAGGAAAUAUAUUUCAUGAUGCAGUUUUCCAUUCCAGAUUAUUUUGCCAUCCAUGUGCCUCGCUCAUGAUUUCCCCCCCCAGUUUGAUUUGUUGUUCCAUUUUUGUCUUCUAUGUAUUAUCAUAAUUGUGCCUAGCUAAACCAGUGAAGUCGACUUCUGUACAUCAGUGUUAAAAUUCUUCUCACACACCUCAGUCCAGUGGCUCUAGUGCAGAAUCAAAGGGUUCUAAUGUGACACAAGGAAGGACUCAGAUCCCUGCUUUCUUUUCUCUGCGAAUGUAUAAAUGCUGAAUAUUUCUUCAAGAGAAAUUGAGCCAACUCUCCCCGGGGCCUUAUAUGUGCUUUAGUAUUCACAGAUACUGGUUUGACAGCAUUAGCAAUAAUUCCAGUCUUUUGUUACCAAAAAUUCCUUCCAGUGGUCCAUUGGCAAUGUCUUAUUUACAGAUGCUAUGCAGAGCCACUUUUGCUUAUUGUGCUAUGAAUGGGAAUGAUAUUUUCCCCUUGGUUUUCUGGAAGCAUUUAUCACUAAGAAUGCAGUCAGGAAGUUCCCCUAUAAACUAAUGCUUACAAGUGAUCAGAGAGCAAUGAGAAUAGACUCUAAAUAGAUAAAAGCACAUAAUAAAAUGACCAGGUGGUGUUCUGAAAAACAGCAUAAGGGAAAAUAAUGGUUUUGGUGUUUUUAUAUCUGUGCUAAGAGGCACCACCACCAAAACAUCAGCACUAUACACCUCUUUAUUAAGGAUGAUCUCUGACCUAUACAAUUAUACAAUACUCUGUAUUAAACUUAGUUAAGUCACAAAUUAUUGCCAUCCCACGGAAAUAUAAUUUCAAGUAGAUUAAAGUAUAAAUCAGUGAUAUUUGAUGCCAUUAUGACUAACCCAUUGUGAUAGUGAGGAAUGUAGUGUAGAGUUCUGCAGUUGUCAUUUUCUCAAUUCAGACCAUUCAUAUUCACAAUGAAUAAUUGUUUUAUUUUUAUGAAUAAUUUGUUUUAUAGAGAGAGUGUCCAGUCAGCAUUUAAGUGGAUUGAUAUCCUUGGCAGUCUAAUGUCUAAACCACCACUGUUGGGCAUGAGAAGACAUUAUUCCAAGUUAAACAUCAUUUUUCUUCUGUGGCAGCCAUUUUUAAGUGGGUAAAAGUAAAAAGAUUUACAAACACACUCCACCCCACACACUUAUCUGUAAUUACAUCCUGGACUACAGAAUUAUUCACUUUUUUUCAAAAAACUCAGCGGAAGCCACUAAGGCCUAACUAUUGCCACAUCUACACUACAUAACUGCAACAUUUUAAACCCAGAUCAUUGCCAAGGUUUCUUCUUCUAGAUGUGAUAUUGAAGUAUGUGAUUGAAGGAGUAUAUGUGGCAUUUGCUUCUCUGUGUGUGUAUGUGUGUGAUUGAGAGAGAGA